Messenger RNA from Homo sapiens (human), 2651 nucleotides. RefSeq names its product dihydrouridine synthase 1 like (gene DUS1L). The transcript is spliced from 13 exons. Gene Ontology annotation, cellular component: nucleus; cytoplasm. Bases 203 to 1921 code for a protein of 572 amino acids. The record is from RefSeq and is a predicted model, not a curated record. Gene Ontology annotation, molecular function: tRNA-dihydrouridine16 synthase activity; tRNA-dihydrouridine17 synthase activity; flavin adenine dinucleotide binding. Lineage: Eukaryota; Metazoa; Chordata; Mammalia; Primates; Hominidae. Gene Ontology annotation, biological process: tRNA dihydrouridine synthesis; tRNA processing.
GGUGGCGGCGCGGAGCCUUGGGCCCGGCUGCGGCCCGGCGGCGGCCCCGGCGCGGUGCGGGCGUUCGCGGCGCCCCGGGAGCUGCAGGGGCCCCGGGCGGCGGCGAGGCCGGAGAGGGGCGGGCCCGGGACACCGGCACCCGGCGCCCUCGGAGCCAAAGGCGCGCGGCGGACACGGCGGGGCCCUCGCGCGCCUGGAGACGAUGCCAAAGCUGCAGGGCUUCGAGUUCUGGAGCCGCACCCUGCGAGGGGCCCGCCACGUCGUGGCCCCCAUGGUGGACCAGAGCGAGCUGGCCUGGAGGCUGCUGAGCCGGCGCCACGGGGCACAGCUCUGCUACACGCCCAUGCUGCAUGCCCAGGUCUUUGUCCGCGACGCCAACUACCGGAAGGAGAACCUGUACUGCGAGGUGUGCCCCGAGGACCGGCCCCUCAUCGUGCAGUUCUGUGCCAAUGACCCGGAGGUGUUUGUUCAGGCGGCUCUCCUGGCUCAGGAUUACUGUGACGCCAUUGACCUGAACUUGGGCUGCCCACAGAUGAUAGCCAAGAGAGGUCACUAUGGCGCCUUUCUGCAGGACGAGUGGGACCUGCUCCAAAGAAUGAUUUUGCUGGCCCACGAGAAACUCUCUGUUCCUGUCACGUGCAAAAUCCGUGUCUUCCCGGAGAUUGACAAGACCGUGAGGUACGCCCAGAUGCUGGAGAAGGCCGGCUGCCAGUUGCUGACGGUGCACGGACGCACCAAGGAGCAGAAGGGGCCCCUGUCGGGUGCAGCGUCCUGGGAGCAUAUCAAGGCUGUGCGGAAGGCUGUGGCCAUCCCUGUGUUUGCUAACGGGAACAUCCAGUGCCUGCAGGACGUGGAGCGCUGCCUCCGGGACACGGGUGUGCAGGGCGUCAUGAGCGCAGGUGGGCAGGGCCCAGGACAGCAGCCAGGGCCCCAUGCACACGGCCUGAUACCACCGCCCAGAGGGCAACCUGCACAACCCCGCCCUGUUCGAGGGCCGGAGCCCUGCCGUGUGGGAGCUGGCCGAGGAGUAUCUGGACAUCGUGCGGGAGCACCCCUGCCCCCUGUCCUACGUCCGGGCCCACCUCUUCAAGCUGUGGCACCACACGUGCACCAGGAGCUGCGAGAGGAGCUGGCCAAGGUGAAGACCCUGGAGGGCAUCGCUGCUGUGAGCCAGGAGCUGAAGCUGCGGUGUCAGGAGGAGAUAUCCAGGCAGGAGGGAGCGAAGCCCACCGGCGACUUGCCCUUCCACUGGAUCUGCCAGCCCUACAUCCGGCCGGGGCCCAGGGAGGGGAGCAAGGAGAAGGCAGGUGCGCGCAGCAAGCGGGCCCUGGAGGAAGAGGAGGGUGGCACGGAGGUCCUGUCCAAGAACAAGCAAAAGAAGCAGCUGAGGAACCCCCACAAGACCUUCGACCCCUCUCUGAAGCCAAAAUAUGCAAAGUGUGACCAGUGUGGAAACCCAAAGGUGAGUGGGUUCCGGCUGCAAGCCACCAAGGCUUCAGCUUUGGGGGUGGGCAGGGUGGUCUCUGCACUGCUUGGGGUGGCAGGUCUGGUGCCCGCCCAGCUGGGUUUGCAACGUGGCUCAAGGUGGCAUGGAUGCCUCAGGACGGCCCCUUGCUUCCAGCCAAGCCCCUGCCCAGGCCUGGAGGGGAAGAGAGUCUGGGUGGGUGGGGGUGAGGGAGAGGCAUCUGGCUUGGGAGCAGUUCCCAGGGCUGCAUCCAGGCCGUGGGCAUCUGGCAGAGGCUUCCCCAGUGGGGCUGCUCCCCUGCUGGCCAGCCUGGCCCCGGGAGUGGUGCUGGCCACAGGCUCCCGAGAUUUCCUGUGCCCAGGGCAACAGAUGUGUGUUCAGCCUGUGCCGCGGCUGCUGCAAGAAGCGAGCCUCCAAAGAGACUGCAGACUGCCCAGGUCACGGAUUGCUUUUUAAAACCAAAUUGGAGAAGUCUCUGGCCUGGAAAGAGGCCCAGCCUGAGCUGCAGGAGCCUCAGCCAGCAGCACCUGGAACACCAGGUGGCUUCUCCGAAGUCAUGGGCAGUGCCCUGGCCUGAAGGCCCACAACCCCCACCCCCAGGACUGCUGCUGGAGCCUGGACACGUCCUACUUAAGAAAAUGCCUUUUACUCAGGGAAUCUCCUGCUACUUAAUGUGGAAAGACACGCCCAUGUCCCCCUUCGGCCCACUCUGGGGGCCUGGAAAUGCUGCAGUGGGGAGCAGGCCCCAGGCUGGACCUGCCCUGUCCUCAGCACGCGUGUGCAAAAGUGAACAAUAAAUCAUUUCAAAGAUGCGAGAGCCCACAGCCUGUGACCACUGCCCUCUCAGACCCAGGGAGGCAUGAGCCGGGGCAGGUGCGGUUGGGGCCAGUGGGGGCUUCUGAACAACAGGAUACAUCUAAAUGAAGGCAGCAUCUGGGUAGACAAAAGUGGGGGCUUAGGUCCCCUCCCCACCUCCCCUAGGCGCCUCCAUAGGCAAGUGGCCAAAGCCUCCGGGAGCUUCGUGAUGCCUCACAGCCUUGGAAGCACCGCCUGCGAGGCCACAGUGGCUGCUGCUGGGGGCUGUUGAAUCUGAGGGCCAGGCUUCUCAUUUCUCUCACCAGGCCCUGCCUCCAAGCCUAGUCCCAGGGAGACAGCCCUCAGGAACCCAAGGCCACCCAGGGGUGAC